Messenger RNA from Thelazia callipaeda (thelaziosis nematode), 1023 nucleotides. The record is from the annotation of a GenBank genome assembly. Lineage: Eukaryota; Metazoa; Nematoda; Chromadorea; Rhabditida; Thelaziidae.
AAAGCUUGUGAUCAGAUGGCCAACCUCGAUUAUCCUAGCAGCGUCAUGAGCAGAGAAAAAAUGUUAAAAAACAAUUUGCUGGAAAUGGUACCAAAAAUAAAAAAACCCGCAAAAUCACUUGGAAAUUUUCGCAAACUUCCAAGAGAACUAUUGUAUACUGUUUUCGAUUAUAUCGAAGUUGAAAGUUUGGGACAAUUUUGUCUAACAUCUCAUGCUUUUAAUUAUUUGAUUCGGUGUUACUUAGUACGAGAAAGUUCAAGACGACGAUUUUAUUUUGAAACUAAGGAUUUGGAGGAAACUUUUGAAGGAUGUGAUCAGUUUUCUGCUUGGGGCAAACUUUUCAAAGCAGCUACAGCCAUACUGGAUCAUCAGAAGUGUUGUUCUUUUGUAACCUACUACUUCAUCAAAGAUUUGAACAUCAUUAAUUGGUUUGGCUGGAAUCGUUGCUUCAUGACUAUCUGUGGCAAUUGGAAAUUUGAAGAUCGCGCAUUAUUUUUGCAUAUGGUACUCGAGGUCACUGAUUUGUACAAAUCGAUAGAUACGGUUUUGUUGGAAGAUGCAGGAAAAUACCCACUGUUAGAAAUGAAGGUUCGCAAUGCUUUGCGAUUUGGUUUCCUGGAUGGUCCUUUUCAAAAAGAUCUUGAAGUGGGAUUUUGGAUUUCUGCUAUUUUAAAUACACAGGAAACAAUAGAACGCAAAACUAGACUGUUUAUUCUUAUGUACGGACCAUUGCAAGACAUAGAUGGGACCAGUAGCCCAAACAUUUUAGUAAUUAUUCAUUGGAGACUGCUGGUUGAUCGAAAUAUUGAAUCACCAAAUAUAUGUGCGAACAUACUGCGUCCAAUCUCACAUGCUUUUGACUGCUUGAUACAGACUUCAGCUAUUGAACGUUACUGUUGGAAUGAAGACCAAAUUUUUGAUCUGCUCGAAGAGAUAUCAAACGAUCGACUUUUGUUUAUAACCGCAUUGCUAGUAGCUGAUUCCAAUGGACAGACCGAACGAGCUUCACCUUCUGAUGAGUAA